Molecule: messenger RNA, 545 nt
Organism: Penicillium maclennaniae
Lineage: Eukaryota; Fungi; Ascomycota; Eurotiomycetes; Eurotiales; Aspergillaceae
Product: F1F0 ATP synthase subunit d
Exons: 4
Coding region: 15-536 (173 amino acids)
Biological process (GO): proton motive force-driven ATP synthesis
Molecular function (GO): proton transmembrane transporter activity
Source: RefSeq, a predicted model, not a curated record
UUCCUCCCGACACAAUGGCAGCUCGCAGCGCCGCUCUCAAGAUCGACUGGGCCAAGGUUUCGACCUCGCUCGGCCUCCGCGGCCAGACCGCCGCUUCUCUUCAGUCUUUCAAGAAGCGCAACGAUGACGCCCGCCGCAAGGUCCAGGUCUUGUCCGAGCAGCCCCAGACCGUUGACUUCUCCCACUACCGCGGUAUCCUGAAGAACCAGGCCAUCGUCGACGAGAUCGAGAACCACUUCAAGACCUUCAAGCCCGCUUCCUACGACGUUUCCCGCCAGCUCAAGGCCAUUGACGCCUUCGAGGCCCAGGCUGUCCAGAACGCCGAGGCCACCAAGGGCAAGGUUGAGGCUGAGCUCGCCAACUUGCAGAAGACCCUGGAGAACAUCGAGACUGCCCGUCCCUUCGAGGAUCUCACUGUCGACGAGGUUGCCUCUGCCCAGCCCGAGAUCGACGAGAAGACCGCUUCCCUCGUUUCCAAGGGCAAGUGGAUGCCCCCGGGCUACAAGGAGCGUUUCGGCGAUCUUUCCGCCGUCUAAACUUUGGGC